Sesamum indicum (sesame) is the source of this 3345-nucleotide messenger RNA. Its product is annotated as beta-galactosidase. Gene Ontology annotation, molecular function: hydrolase activity, hydrolyzing O-glycosyl compounds; carbohydrate binding. Gene Ontology annotation, biological process: carbohydrate metabolic process. Lineage: Eukaryota; Viridiplantae; Streptophyta; Magnoliopsida; Lamiales; Pedaliaceae. The record is from RefSeq and is a predicted model, not a curated record.
GUCUUGCAAGUUUCAAAUUCCCACAUUCACCACUACUCUACUACACACAACACAAAAUUGAUAAUACACACACAAGCACGUUCACUGGGUGUGAAGUUUCUCACACACACACAUUUAUUAUAGAAAAAGAAAAACAAGAAAGAACUCAAGGCAUGGCCUAACUGCUGUUUGCCUUAUUUUCUUGACUCUGUGUUCUUAAAGUCUGUAUCUUUUGUUACCAUUUGCCAGUGUAACUAAGAAGAAGUAAUAAAAAAAGGUGGAGGAGAGGAAGAAGAAACCAAGAAAAUAUAAGUGGGCUGGUGAAAAAAGGGGCAUUGUUUUCUUAAAGCUAGAUUCUUGAAGAGGGAUUUGACAUGAUGGGUUGGAAGAUUGCAAUGUGUAACGCAUUUUUGGUUGUGAUGUUGGUUUUGUUGAGUUCAUGGGUUUCUUGGGGGGAAGCUUCUGUUUCAUAUGACCAUAAGGCCAUUUCUGUUAAUGGGCAGAGGAGGAUUCUUAUUUCUGGAUCCAUUCACUAUCCCAGGAGCACACCUGAGAUGUGGCCAGAUCUUAUUCAGAAGGCAAAAGAAGGUGGCUUGGAUGUAAUUCAGACUUAUGUUUUUUGGAAUGGGCAUGAACCUGAACCUGGAAAGUAUUACUUUGAGGGCAGGUAUGACUUGGUGAAGUUUAUUAAGCUGGUGCAUCAAGCAGGGCUUUAUGUUAACCUCAGAAUUGGUCCCUAUGCUUGUGCUGAAUGGAACUUUGGGGGUUUCCCAGUUUGGCUGAAGUAUGUUCCAGGCAUUAGUUUCAGGACAAAUAAUGGGCCUUUUAAGGCUGCAAUGCAAAAGUUCACAACCAAGAUUGUGAAUAUGAUGAAAGCUGAAAGGUUGUAUGAAACUCAAGGUGGUCCAAUCAUAUUGUCGCAGAUUGAGAAUGAGUAUGGACCCAUGGAAUAUGAGCUUGGUGCACCUGGACGAGCUUAUAGCGAAUGGGCCGCCAAAAUGGCUGUGGAUCUUGGCACUGGUGUUCCCUGGAUCAUGUGCAAACAGGAUGAUGCCCCUGAUCCAAUUAUUAAUACCUGCAAUGGUUUCUAUUGCGAUUACUUCUCUCCCAAUAAGGCUUAUAAACCGAAGAUGUGGACUGAAGCCUGGACUGGAUGGUUUACUCAAUUUGGUGGUCCAGUUCCCUACCGACCAGCCGAAGAUUUGGCGUUCUCUGUUGCAAGAUUUAUCCAGAAGGGGGGCUCUUUCAUUAACUAUUAUAUGUAUCAUGGAGGAACAAACUUUGGCAGAACAGCUGGUGGUCCAUUUAUUGCAACUAGUUAUGAUUAUGAUGCACCUCUUGAUGAGUAUGGACUAUUGAGGCAACCGAAAUGGGGACAUCUGAAAGAUCUGCACAGAGCAAUAAAGCUCUGUGAGCCAGCUUUAGUAUCUGGAGAUCCCACUGUUAUGUCACUUGGAAACUAUCAGGAGGCUCAUGUUUUCAAAUCAAGAUCUGGAUCUUGUGCUGCUUUUCUUGCAAACUACAAUCAGCAUUCAUUUGCAAAGGUCUCUUUUUGGAAUAUGCAUUACAACUUGCCUCCUUGGUCUAUCAGCAUCCUUCCUGAUUGCAAGAACACGGUUUACAAUACAGCAAGGAUUGGUGCUCAAAGUGCACAAAUGAAGAUGACCCCUGUUAGCAAAGGAUUUGCUUGGCAGUCAUACAAUGAAGAAUUGAUGUCAUAUGAGGACAACUCGUUUACAAUGGUUGGAUUGCGAGAGCAGAUUAAUACAACCAGAGACAACACUGAUUAUUUGUGGUAUACAACAGAUGUGAAGAUUGAUCCUAGAGAAGGAUUUCUAAGAGGAGGGAAGUGGCCUGUUCUUACAGUCUUUUCUGCAGGCCAUGCUUUGCACGUCUUCAUCAAUGGGCAGUUGUCAGGAACUGCCUAUGGAAGUCUAGAAAGCCCAAAAGUAACUUUUAGCAAAAGUGUGAAUCUCAGAGCUGGAGUUAACAAGAUUUCCCUGCUCAGCAUUGCCGUUGGUCUCCCGAAUGUUGGCCCGCAUUUUGAAACAUGGAAUGCCGGUGUCCUCGGUCCAGUUUCCCUCAGUGGUCUGAACGAGGGGAAAAGAGACUUAACAUGGCAAAAAUGGACUUACAAGGUUGGUCUAAAGGGAGAAUCUCUGAGUCUUCAUUCACUCAGCGGAAGCUCUUCUGUUGAAUGGGUUGAAGGUUCCUACAUAGCUCAAAGACAACCAUUGACAUGGUACAAGACUACUUUCAACGCCCCAAGUGGAAAUGAGCCGUUGGCUUUAGAUAUGGAUACCAUGAGUAAAGGUCAAGUGUGGAUAAAUGGCCAAAGCAUUGGACGAUAUUGGAAUGAGUAUAAAGCAUCUGGAAACUGUGGUGCCUGCAACUAUGCUGGUUGGUUCAAUGAGAAGAAAUGCCUAAGCAACUGCGGUAAAGCCUCUCAGAGAUGGUAUCAUGUUCCACGUUCGUGGCUCCGUCCGACGGGAAAUCUGUUGGUUGUACUCGAAGAAUGGGGAGGAAAUCCUUAUGGAAUCUCUCUGGUAAAACGGGAAGUAGCGAGUGUGUGUGCAGAUAUAUACGAGUGGCAGCCAACCUUAGUGAAUUGGCAGUUGCAAGCAUCUGGGAAAGUCAACAAACCGUUAAGGCCUAAAGCUCACCUCUCGUGUGCUGCUGGUCAAAAGAUUUCAUCAAUCAAAUUCGCUAGUUUUGGGACUCCACAGGGUUCCUGUGGUAACUUCCAGGAGGGAAGUUGUCAUGCAUUUCAUUCAUACGAUGUUUUUGAGAGGUAUUGCAUUGGGCAACAAUCUUGCACGGUACCCGUGACACCUGAAAUCUUUGGAGGAGAUCCAUGUCCGAGUGUUAUGAAGAAACUCUCCGUGGAGGCCAUUUGCAGUUAAUGAACAGACAACAUAUGUUGCCUAGGAAUAGAAAUCUUCUGAUUACCUUUGUCUUUGAUACAUGUGCUUGUUGUUUUCUUAUGUUAGAUAUCGUACAGAUCAAUUGUUUCUUUUGGGCUUUGCUCUGGUGAAGUUGUACAUAUAUGCAACACACCAUCAAGUCCAAAGCCUUGAAGAUGAUUAUAUGUACAUAGAACUAGCCUAUGUUGUCCCUAUUCGUCCUGCAAUUUUAAGAUGAUAAGUCUUUGGUCGAGUUAGAAUGCACAUUGAGACGAUAAAAUGAGUCCAUGUGUGUUCGGCUCCAGUCGUUACAACAAAGGAUUCAAGCUGUUGGCUUGCAAGAUUUUAAUUUCUAUUUUUCAUGUCAAGAAAGCAAUCACUUCCAUUGCUUCACCAUUUGUAAGAAAAUGCUUUAUGGGUGUACUAAUACAGCAAGAUCUAUUUGAUCAAGCCCUUUAUUCUC